AUAGCGUAAAUAUAUAGCAACUCCUUUUUCGAAGACAUAAUGUUCAUAUAAAAGUGAAAUUGCCAACUAAAUCUGGUAACCGUUUUCGCAUUACUAACAUGGCAUUGCUAUAUAUACAUUGUAGUUGUCCUUGGUUGUGUGGAGCAUAUGGGCUGACCGCUCCAACCAAAAAGAUCGCUCGUCCACAUAUUUAUCUCACAGUUAAAAGAGGAAUGAAGAAAUCGGAUGUACGACGCAAUCUUGAAGACAAGUUUAAGUGUGACGCAAAGGAAUACUUUGAACUCCUGCAAGAACCCAAAAGAAAACCAAAACUCAAAUUAUUAGGUCGAGAACGAAACAAGGUGACAUCGUCUGCCACAUCAGUCAAAGCGGUAGCCGGUGGUGGCGUAUUUGCUUGUAUUAAGAACAGUGCUAACAAUUCAAACCCUCUACGAGUGUUAGAAGAAAACGAGAGAGAGGAUAUACCCGUUCCACAGGGAAUUGGAACUUUAACCAUGUUUUGCGCCCAUGAUGAACAGCAUUACGCCCUUACUUGCUUUCACGUCGGUUGUGCAACUGAUGAAAACUGUUUGAACGCAGCAUUAAAUAAAAAGGACAAUAUUCAGGAGAUCCGGAAUUCACUUCCAAUUUAUGAAGAGCAUGCUAAGGAACAGCAGUAUUAUUUUGCAGAAAAGGUGGUCGUAGAGAAUAACAACGAGAACAAUGACGAGCCCAUCACAUUUGGGGACGAUGGAAGCAACUACACGCACCUUGGUGAUUUUCACAAAUUUCAAUUUGAUAGUAAAUGUGACAUUCUGUCUCUGAAGGUUUCCAAAGACACUGAAAUUGAUUGCAAAAUAUUGGGGGUAACUUCUCCAAAUUGGACGAAUAUAUGGGAUGAAAUCUAUGAGAGAGUUUUCAGCAUUGGUUGCAAUCCUGUGAUAGUGGCGAAAAGAGGCUUUUCGUCGGCUGAGACCUACGGUCAUAUUGUUUCAUGCGAUUUUAGUAGCAGCGACGAAGAUGAAUUCCAAGAUGCAAUAAUUGUUGAGGGAUAUAGUGGUCCAUUUCUGAAAGGUGGAGAUUCAGGUUCUCUUGUUUUCUUUCAUGACAAGAAUGAUCAGAAACAAGUUCUUGCCUAUGGUGUUUGCGAAUUGGACGAGCUUCCCGCCUUAAUUAAACCGCACGAGUCGGCACAGUCAACGACCUCCAUCAAUUAUGAUAGUGACGGCAGUAGUAUUUGGGAUAAAGAAGAUUAUUCUUGCAGCUCCAACGAAGCUGUGGAUAAAUGUGUAGAGGAAACUGAACAUGACGAUAAACAAAGCGCUGAAAUUGAAGAUACAAUUAAAUGUCAGAAAGAUAAUGAGUGUGAAGACGAAUUUGAAAAUAGAAAUAAGCGUGAAUGUGGGCAAGAUAAAGAAUGCAAAGUGAAAAGUGAAGAAAAAAAUGAAUAUGAAUGUGGAGAUGAGCAUAGAUAUGAAGAUCAGAAUAAAGGUGAAGAUCAGAAUAAAAGCGAAGAUGAAAGUGGAGAUAAUAAAUAUGACGAUGACACAGAUGACCAAUCUGAUUUCGAAGUUGUAUUCCAGGAGGAAAGUACGGGGCCAUACUUUAUCUGUUUAAGACUAGAUACCGCUUUAGAAAACUUGGGGCUUGACAAAGCACCAUGUUAUAACGAUUGUGGUGGUAAGUGAAAAUGUACGAUUUCUGUAGUCUGUUCACAAAAUGCAUGAAUAUACUAAUAGGGCGCCCUUCCGUGGCUUAAUAUCUGCAAGCCAAUGACAGCUUUUUUAAAAACGAUAACAAAUUAAAAAU
This is a messenger RNA of Paramuricea clavata, 1788 nucleotides long. The record is from the annotation of a GenBank genome assembly. Lineage: Eukaryota; Metazoa; Cnidaria; Anthozoa; Malacalcyonacea; Plexauridae.